This is a messenger RNA of Egretta garzetta (little egret), 3599 nucleotides long. It is a transcript of the gene CCDC127, whose product is annotated as coiled-coil domain containing 127. The coding region runs from base 84 to 878 and encodes 264 amino acids. The transcript has 2 exons. NCBI's taxonomy places the organism in Eukaryota, Metazoa, Chordata, Aves, Pelecaniformes, Ardeidae. The record is from RefSeq and is a predicted model, not a curated record.
CUGCGGGGGGGGUGGGGGGGCGCCCCCGCGCCCCUGCCUGCGGCUGAGGCCGCGCUUCGCUCCUGUACCCCUAAGGUGCCUCCAUGAAUAACUUAAACGACCCUCCCAACUGGAACAUCCUGCCAAAUCAACGAGGGCCCGGGGACGAAGGCAGCAGAUGGAACUACGCCUUGCUGGUCCCCAUGCUGGGCUUGGCCGCCUUCCGUUGGAUCUGGACCAGAGAAUGUCAAAAAGAAAUAGAAAGAGAAAAAAAAGAAUAUUAUAAAAAACAUUCAUCUUUGCAAAAAGACCUGGAAGCCAGAUACCAUGAUAUAAUCACAGAAAGUCGUCGCACAGUCGCUCACUUGGAGUUGGAGCUUGAAAAAGAACGCAACAGAACCCUGAGUUACCGCGAAGCCCUCGUGUCUCAGAGUCGCAAACUCGUAGAAGAAAGAAGGAUCCUAGAACAGGAGCAGGAGAAGUUAGAGCGAGAGAAACAAGUCCUUUUGCACUCAGGAGCAGCAGGUAGCUUGUACCAAAGUUGCCUGGCAAAGGAAGAAGAGUGGCAAAAGAGAGCCAGUAUUUUACUAAAAGAAUUUGAAGAGGGACUUAAAGAAAGACAGGACAUCUACUGCAGUCUUGUGGUACCCAGGAGCCAGAGACUAGAAAUAGAGAAAAAUCUGCUAGUUAAAGCGGCAACUGAUCCUGUUGCUAUGGCUCUACAUAUGGAAAGUGGCUUAAAAGAUAUUUUCAAACAUGAUAACUACUGUGGUAAUGUGCUGAACAGAAACAAAAGUCAAAAUGGAAGACUUAUGUGGCUGUAUCUGAGACACUGGGAACUUGCUAUUGAACUACAGAAGUUCAAGAGGGCAGAAAAGGCCAUGUUAGGAAAACAAUAAGUGGGGGGAAGUCAUGGGAUUUCAUGUGAUGCGCCACGCAUAGUAGGGACAAUCACAGUUGCAGUCUGAAGCUGUUAAAUUCUCCUACUGUGUAUCCAUUUCUCCUCCUCGUUGCACUUUGUAUUUGCAUGGGACAUGUUCGGUGUUGGUGCCUUUCCUUUCACUGUCUAACAACAGAUGCUCCAGUGAGCUAUGCAUGCUCUUAAACUCUGUGAGUGUGUUUGUAUUGCAGACUGCAGUGUAGUAUAGAGAUACGCCAGCUUCCAUAGUGAUCAGAAGCAGCAAAACAGAACUCCAUUUAGAGUGAUUUACCUAGUUGAUGGUCAUACUCCAUCGACAGAAGAAGUGUGAUUUGUCUCCCCCAAGUGGGGUAGCACAUUGUUCUCCUUAUACCUGAUGUUUUACAUGGUGUCUCAAUGCUAUUUUUUUUUUUUUAAUUUUUUGUUUGUUUGUUUAAGCAAGACUGAUUUUGAGUCAGAUGUUUGGAAGAGACCAUGUUUGAGCAAGGUGGUUGUCACAUAAAUCCUACCUGUAUAUAUACGUACAUUUAUAUAAAUACAUGUAUGUGUGAAUAUGUGUAUAAAUGUAUGUAUUAGCAUUCUCUGGGGGGGAAUAGUAUGAUCAUGUUUCAAAUUAAUCAGUCUUGCAUUGUCUUCCAGCUUAAUAUACAAAUAGUACUUUAUGAAGGAAGCAUCCAAAAGAUACUAAUUAAAAAUAAGACAUAAAGAAACAGGUUGAUGGAAGUCUCAUUGGAGCUAGGAAUCCAUGCUUGAAUACUAGAGAGUGUAUAAAUUCAAAGUUACAUUCUCAUCAUACUGGAGAUAUGUUAAGAAUACUUAUGUUUUUCUCUUAGUCAGGGUCUUGGUUGUAACCCAACAGUGUGCCUCCAUUACAGGCAUCACCGUGCUGCUGCCCCUCCAUCCCAGCACACCGGCUGCUGCCUGGUUAGCUUGCAGGAACAUCUGUGGGUUACAGCCAUUGCACCUGGCUCUGUUCCUUGGACAGGUCCUGUUUGUUAUUCACAGAUAGGAACCUAAAUGCAGCCUGCACUGGUAGCCAGUACCUCCCUCCCUCCCUGUCUCGGUUCUCCCAGAACUGAAGUAUGCUUUUCUGCAACUUUUAAGUUUUGAGCUUAUGGUUCACCACUUCAUAAAAAAAUACCCCAGCGCAUUUCCAUGCUUGAAAUCCCUUAAAACUUUGAGUAUUCUUUGGAUCCUUGUAGCAGUAGGAACCACCUUCUUUUUCAAAUGUGCCAUGUAUUUUGGAGAAUAACUUUUUUUCUUCCUCCUUUCUAAUCCAGCCUUGGACCUCAAAGGGGCAGUAUUUGCCCUUUUGUUUGUAACAUCUGGUCUUCUCUAUUACCUGACUUUGAUUAGUGUUGGUAGGUUGUCAGUUCUUUAAUUAGCGGUUAUUUACUGAUUGCUAGACCUGACAAACACAUUUGCUCUAGGCAAUCAGCUACUCCGUGGCCCAGAAGCACUCCAGUUAAGUGAAUGCCCAUCCAAGUUUAACAAAGAACUCCAGCAGAUACGGGUUUUUCUCUUAUUAUUUCCUUCUGGUUUCAUUUCAGUCUGGGAACAGAAGACAUCAAAUAAAUCUUUUGAGAUAGUGUGCACAACCUAAUCCAGUUACUCAGCCAAAAUAUCUGACAUGAAACAAAAUUCUUAAACAGAAUGUUUCCCAACUGCUCGGUUUUCCAGUUGUGAUUUUGCUCACCUCAGUGGUGCUAACGACACUGUUUUAUUGAUUUAUUAGUCUCUUAUGUACUGAUUUUUUUUUUUUUUUUUACAUAGAAUUGUAGUAGACAGACUGAAAAAAAAAGCAAAGAGAUACUAUCACAAACACCAGAAAGGCCAAAAUUUGUCUGGAUGCCAUGCAUAUGCGGGUUGGGAGAUGAGAAUGCAAUUGAGUUGCUACUCAUGUGUGACAGCCCAAGCCAAGCUGCUGUAGCUGGCCAUAUGCACGUGCCCGAAUUGCCCAGUAGACCAAAUUCAUCUGAACAGCUAAUUACCCUGUGUGUAAUGCCUCCAGGAUGUGGAAAGUGUCUGAGCAGACACCUGUGGCGCAUUUAUUCUGCACGUACAGGCAGUUAAGCAACUCAGCUGACAAACAGCAGCCAGUGAAUCAAUGCCAAGGUAUUUAAGACUCAUGCCUUGCCUUUGUACAUAUUCAUGAGCUCUUAAUAUUAAAAGAUCAAACAUUUUAUGCUUUUUCAGUUUUCUCAUAGUUUGUCACUGACAUCACUCCAAAUGUUUAAGGAAAAUGUAAUCAAGAGGAUAAAAUACUUUUUUCAGUAUAAAUAUGUAAGUUGAAGCAUUCUAUGCUCAACUGUACAGGGUUGGAUGCAAUGUAAUAAAUGUUUGAUACUCGCUUUCACUUCUUUAAAAUCUCACUUAUUUGUACAACUAAUUGUUGAACUAUUGUUCAUGGACACUUUGCAGACCAGUAUAUUAAGACUGAAGAGUUACUUGAGCAGGAUUUUUAAAAGUAUGUAACUGGCAUAGAAGUUACUGGUCCUGUUAGUUUCUAUCAAAACUCAUGUUUGUUGGUUACUUUGAAAACAUUCCCCCUUUGUAGGUUGUUAUGUUGACAGUUCUGUUGAGAGCUUUAUCUUCCCCCACAACUAUUCUGGAUUGGUUAUUUGUUUGGAAAUGCCCAUAUAUAUGUAGAAUGCAAGAAUAAUUUAUUUUCAGAAUAUUUAAUGAACUUUUUUUUUUGAUU